This is a messenger RNA of Prorocentrum cordatum, 390 nucleotides long. The record is from the annotation of a GenBank genome assembly. Lineage: Eukaryota; Dinophyceae; Prorocentrales; Prorocentraceae.
CAGGCCAUGCAGAUGCUGACGGCUCGCCUGAAGGAUCCCGAGGAGGGCGUCCGCCUCCUGGCCGCCGAGUCCCUCGCCCGGGUGGCGGGCGGCGGGCGGCCUGGCGGCGCGCAGGAGCCAGGCGACCCGCGGCGGCUGGCGCUCGAGGCGGCGGGCGAGCUGCUGGCGCAUUGGCGCGGCGACGUGCGGCGCGCGGCCAUCGUGGCGCUGGCGCAGCUGGUGAGGAAGGGCGACGACUUCCUGAUCGAGGCCCUCUGUGGCUGUCUGACGUCCGAGGAUGCCGAGGUGGCCGAGUCCGCCCUCGAGGUGCUUUUGCUCGUCUGCACCCCGGAGGGCAAGCCAGUGCCGCACCGGGACGCCACGGAGAAGCUGGCCGCUGGCCGACCAACC